This is a messenger RNA of Closterium sp. Naga37s-1, 1833 nucleotides long. The record is from the annotation of a GenBank genome assembly. NCBI's taxonomy places the organism in Eukaryota, Viridiplantae, Streptophyta, Zygnematophyceae, Desmidiales, Closteriaceae.
AUGGGCCGUGCCGUACCCCUUUCAUCAACCUCCCCCCUUUCCCCAGUCACCCCUUUCCUCCCACGCAGCUCGUGCUGGCACUGGGGCUCGACCACGAGUACACCUCGCCGCUCUUCCCCAUCACCCUCUCACCAACCCUUAGCAUUCAUACUCCUCCACCCUCCCCCUCUGCUCCCCAAUGCAUCUCAACGCAACCACGCAGCUCGUGCUGGCUCUGGGGUUCGACCACAUGUACACCUCGCCACUCUUCCUUUCCCUGCUGCUGCUGCUGCUGCUGCUGCUGCUGCUGCUGCUGCUGCUGCUGCUGCUGCUGCUGCUGCUGCUGCUGCUGCUGAUGGGGAGUGCUCCUUUUACCAACAACUCUCCUCUUCCCCUUUCGUCCGGUUUCCCUCACACCUCCUUCCACUCACCUCGUGCUGGCUCUGGGAUUCGACCACGUGUACACCUCGCCACUUUUCCUCUCCCUGCUGCUGCUUCUGCCUGCCACCCACUCGGAUUUCACACACCCCUUCCUCCAUAUACCUUCCCCCAUUCUUCCCCUCCCAUGCAGCACGUGCUAGCCUUGGGAUUCGACCACGUGUACAGCUCGCCGCUCCUCCUCUCCCUGCUGCUGUCCUGCUAACAGGCCGCACUCCUUCCUUUCACCAACACCCCCCCCCUUUCCCCCCUCGUAUUCUCGUGCUGGCUCUGGGAUUCGACCACGUGUACAGCUCGCCACUCUUCCUCUCCCUGCUGCUGCUGCUCGCUGCCUCCCUUGCUGCCUGCACGUCAGUGCGACAGCUGCCCAUGCUCAAGGUCGCACAGAGGUGGUCCUUCAUCCAACGGCCGGAGUCGCUCCGUCAGAUGGACUUCUCGGAUUCGCUGGAGAGAGCGCAGAUUGCUGACCUGGCAACACUGCUCAUGCGCAAGGGCUAUCAGGUCUUCCAGAAAGGAUCAGCUAUGUACGCGUUUAAAGGCCUGGUGGGGCGACUAGCUCCUAUAGGCGUGCACGCUGCGCUGCUAUUGGUCAUGGCCGGGGGGUGCUACAGUGCGCUUGGGGGUUUCCAAGGGACUACCCUGACGCCGCAGGGGCUAGACGUGGUUGUACCCUCCGCGCUGCAGGGCAACAGCAUCUUUGCCCGGCCUACCACCGCAAUGAACAUGCUUGUGCAUGUGAAUCGGUUUUACAUCGAGUAUCGACCGAAUGGCGAGGUGAAGCAAUUCUUCUCAGACCUGUCAGUAACAGACCUGUAUGGGCGGGAGCUUCAACAAAAGACUAUAAGCGUCAACGACCCCCUGCGCUGCCAGGGAGUCACCAUGUACCAGACCGACUGGGCGAUCUCAGCCGUCCAGCUGCGAUCCGACGGUGGAGAGCCCUUCAAGCUGCCCAUGGCGUCGCUCCAGGAGCCGGGCAGCAGCCAGAAACUUUUCGGGACGUUCUUGCCGACAGGGGAGGAGGAGAGUGCUGAGGGAGGAGAAGCAACCACCACGGGCAUCAUACUGGCGAGGGACCUUCAAAACGUUGUCAUAUACGACUCAAAGGGCGAGUUCGUGGGGGUGAGGCGGCCGGGGUCGAACCGGCCAAUCACAGUGGAGGGGAAGAAGCUGGUGAUAGAUGAGCUUAUCGGGAGCACGGGGCUGGAACUGAAAAUGGACCCUGGCGUGCCGUACGUGUAUGCUGGCUUCGGUGCUCUCAUGCUCACCGCUGCCAUCAGCUACCUCUCUCACUCCCAGGUGAGCCGCUUCCCAUUCUCCCUCCUCUCUUCUUCUCUCCCACUCUUUGGCGCUGACAUGCUCACCACUGCCAUCAGCUGUCUCUCGCACUCGCAGGUAAGAUGGUUUGGCAUGACAUGA